AUGGCUCUGCUUCUUGAUCAACAAUCUAACUUCAAGCACUUCUGUAAAAUCUGCAAGAAAGGUUUCGGUUGUGGGAGAGCUCUAGGAGGCCACAUGAGAGCUCAUGGAAUUGGCUACGAGAAUGGUCACAUGGAUGAAGACCCUGCAAAUGAUGAUUGGGAAGAUAAAUUUGGAGAAAAUGUGCCUCCUAGCAACAAGAGAAUGUAUGCUUUAAGAACCAACCCCAAUCGAUUAAAGAGUUGUCGGGUUUGUGAAAACUGUGGCAAAGAAUUUUUGUCGUGGAAAUCCUUCCUUGAACAUGGCAAGUGCAGCUCCGAGGACGCCGAAUCGCUUGUGUCCUCUCCAGGAUCCGACGGCGAGGACGGCACACCAAGGAGAGGCUGCGGUUGGUCUAAAAGGAAAAGGUCGCUGAGGGCCAAGGUGGGUAAUUAUAACUCAAAUUGCCCUUCCAGCGAAGAGGAAGAUCUCGCAAAUUGCCUCAUGAUGUUAUCUAAUGCAACAUUUGACCCUUUAUUAGCGGAACCAGAGGAAUCAUGUGCCUCGGCUAGUAAAGAAGAGGAGAGAAGAAAUACGAUGAAUUUUAUAGCUCCGGUGGCUUAUAGGGCACCUAUGGAAAAGGCCAAGGGAGUUUCUAAAGGGAUGUUUGAAUGCAAAGCAUGCAAGAAAGUUUUCAAUUCCCAUCAAGCAUUAGGUGGACAUAGAGCUAGUCACAAAAAGGUUAAAGGGUGUUUCGCAGCGCGGUUUGAUCAAGGACUAGAUGAUAAUCUAGCAGAUGAAGAUGUUAUUACACAUGAAGAAUUCUUUCCAACAAAAUCAAGGUCAACUUUUCAGUUUGAUCAUGGUUCAAAUGCUCCAUUAGCUUCUACUUCAAAAAGAAAAUCAAAAGUCCACGAAUGCUCCAUAUGUCAUCGUGUAUUUUCGUCAGGACAAGCCUUAGGUGGACAUAAAAGGUGCCAUUGGAUCACUUCAAAUUCACCAGAUGCCUCUUCUUUGGCUAAGUUUCAUCAGUUUCAAGGUCACAUUGAGCAAAUUAAACAAAGACCCAAGUUUAUCAACAAUCCUGAGACGCUUGAUCUCACGCUUGAUCUGAAUCUUCCUGCUCCGGCUGAUGAGAAAAAUGGAUCAGCCCGGCGGGAAACCCCGGCAAACCCACCUAGCUUUGAAGUUUCUACAGAGAUUUAUUUACAAACUUGGGCUGGGGUUAAAGCAAAAGAAAAAGAUGAGAAUCACCACCGCCGUCACCAUCACCAUCAAAACGAGGAUGAUAACAACAAGAAUAAUACCACCACCACCAACAACAACACUAAUCGUAAUGGUCCAAUGCAGAAUGUGGAUGAUGAAGCAGACAGUAAGGUGAAGUUAGCAAAGCUUAGCGAAUUAAAAGAUAUGAACAUGAAUGGAAGCUCAUCUCCAUGGUUGCAGGUAGGGAUUGGAUCAACUACAGAUGUGAGCGCUAACACAUAAACAUUGUGAAGCAAUAUGAAGACAUUUUCUCUCAUUUUAUUCUUUUCCACUUAAUCUUCUUUUUGUGCAUUUUCUAUUUAAA
Messenger RNA from Manihot esculenta (cassava), 1546 nucleotides. RefSeq names its product zinc finger protein ZAT1. Bases 1 to 1464 code for a protein of 487 amino acids. The record is from RefSeq and is a predicted model, not a curated record. Lineage: Eukaryota; Viridiplantae; Streptophyta; Magnoliopsida; Malpighiales; Euphorbiaceae. The transcript has a single exon.